Molecule: messenger RNA, 627 nt
Organism: Eriocheir sinensis (Chinese mitten crab)
Lineage: Eukaryota; Metazoa; Arthropoda; Malacostraca; Decapoda; Varunidae
Product: xanthine dehydrogenase-like
Exons: 5
Coding region: 166-627 (153 amino acids)
Molecular function (GO): 2 iron, 2 sulfur cluster binding; iron ion binding; oxidoreductase activity
Source: RefSeq, a predicted model, not a curated record
UGUCCCGAGUCCAGCGUCCCACUCUCCCGUCUUUCUGUUAUCCAUGUGAUCUCCGAGUCAGUGAGCGCGUAGCAUCAGCCAAGAGAGGACGCCCGGUGUUCGCGCUGCUUAGCAUCCCUGUGAUCAGCAUUUGUGGCGCAACAGAACUUGAAUUUUCUUGUAACUAUGAGGGAGGAUGUCCACUCGAGCAACACUUUGGUGUUUUUUGUCAAUGGACUGAAGGUGGAAGAUGCUGCCGUCGACCCUGAAUGUUCUCUUCUCGUCUACCUCCGGAGAAAGUUACGAUUGUGUGGCACCAAGCUGGGCUGCGGCGAGGGUGGCUGCGGUGCCUGCACGGUGAUGUUGUCCAAGUAUUGCCCCGACAGCGGCCAAGUUAGACACUACUCUAUGAACGCGUGCCUCACCCCCGUGGCUUCCAUGCACGGCCUGGCGGUCACCACCGUGGAGGGCAUUGGCUCCAGCAAGACGCGCCUCCACGCCGUGCAGGAGCGUCUAGCCAAGGCUCACGGGUCCCAGUGUGGCUUCUGCACACCUGGCAUCGUCAUGUCUAUGUAUACACUGCUGCGGAACAAUCCCCAGCCUACCAUGGCCCAGCUGGAUGAGUAUUUCACUGGUGGUGAGAGUUGA